Molecule: messenger RNA, 597 nt
Organism: Echinostoma caproni
Lineage: Eukaryota; Metazoa; Platyhelminthes; Trematoda; Plagiorchiida; Echinostomatidae
Source: the annotation of a GenBank genome assembly
AUGUUUCAGGUGGAUCAUUUAAAAUCACUAUUGGCAGCGGAAUCUGGCAAUUUCGCUUCAACUGUUCACGCUUUGGAGGAACGUCAUAGAAUCGCACAGUUGAGUCUCACGAAGGAGCUCUCAUCAACUCGUCAAGCGUUAGCGACCAUGGUGCAACAGUACGCCUACACCAAGCAGAUAUUUGAGAAAGCAGAGUCUCAGUUGCAUCAGUUAAAACAACGGGAUACAAACAAUCGCCGGAUUGUCGAUCGUUUGAUGUGCCACUUGACUCAACUGUGCAGCGAGAGGCAGAUCUUAUCUGAUCGCCUAGGCGAACUAGAAUCUCGUCUGGCUUGGUCAAUUCCCACGAGUUCUCGUCCUCUUCCAAUGCACUUCGAUUUCCAACAACUGGAUCUGAUGAAUACGAAUGCUCCUAUUGAACCCACUCGGAUAGAUCGUGUGGCAAAUUUAUUCAAUAGAUUAUCUGCAUUGGAAUGCCAAAUCGACCAACUGCAACGAACCGCUCAAGCACUGUCUGCCUGCUCGUCCAUCUUCCAGACCCGAGAGUUAGGGGUAAAUCCCCCAAUCCAAACUCUACCGAAUUCCUGCUGUAUGUAA